AUGUCCGGAGUCCAAUCUCGCCAGCAACCUCUCCGCCUCUCUUUUCUUGUCACAUCGUCGCUCAUUCUUGCCACAACGUCCAUCUUGAUCACACCCGUCGCCGCCUCACCAAUCUCGCCUCUCGCCGCCGUCGGCCAGCAACGACGAGACAACAAUCCUCUCAACAUUGAGUGGGGUCCCGCGCCAGCUCCCGAAGACGGCCCUCCUCUCUCCGCAGGUGCGCUGAGAGACACGAAAUACCUGCCGAUCCAGAUUGGUGCCAUUGUCGGUGCCUACGGAGUCUCACUGGUGCUGGUCGCCAUCCUCAUCCUCAUUCUUUCCAAAAAGCGUCGCGAACACCUCAAAGCCGCCGACGAAGAAGAAGAAGACGAAGAGGACCUAGAAGCUGUCUUUUUUGAAGACGACAGGAAGCAGUUGCCGAAUCUCAUCAUCCCAACGCGGCCCGAAUCGCCACGCAGCAUCCCACGGAGUCCCGUUCGCAACUUCUCGUACCCGUCGCCAGACAGAAGCGAAUUCUUCCCCAGUCCGGUGACACCCUACAUCUCCCCUUCGCCCUCCUCCACGCUCCACGCCCCCGGUGUGAUUUCGCAGUCGACCAGCGUGUGGUCGCAGCCGACAGACACAUGGCUGCAAAACGCAGCCUCGAUGACAUGUACGAGGGUGCGCGGCAUCAGCAUCUCGUCUCCCAUGAUGACCCCGAAAUCCGCCACUUUCCCCCGGUAUGAGGCUCAAGAGAUGGACACCAUCCCUCCUCGUCACUAUGCCCCGCCCCCGCCACCUCCGGUCCCUACCGACCAGGUGCCCUUUGCCCUCCAGCGAGGACAGGUGCAGACCGCACCCAUCUCCCCCGAUCAAUCGCCAGAGAGCACGCAGAGCAUCGACGAGCGCAUCGGCUUCCAGCUGCCCCUCAGCCAACCGCCCAAGCACGGCAACCACCACCGCACUAUCUCAUCGGCCCCCACGGAGGCCGAUCCCAUCUCGGCCGCAUCCGACCAUUCCCAGACGCCCCUUGUCGGCCUUCCUACAUCCCCCAAGCCCCACGUCACGCGUUUCCCCACGCUGCCGGCCUCACCCAAGCCUGGCGCCACCUUCCAGCGUCCCAACGCCCCCUCGGCCGUUCGCACCGGCGGUGCCUUGCCCCUGCGCGCCUACGAGCCUUCUCUAGCUUCUCCAUCUAUGGUGGCACAUAACACCAAGCAGACGACGUUUGAGCGCACAGGUCCCCUCUCGCCGAGCGGCCUGCGCACGCCGGCUACGGGAGCCGCAGUGCCGUACUCUCCGUACCAGCCCUUCACCCCUUGUAUCCCCAUGACACCGUCUCUGGUGUCCAAGGCGGAUCGCAAGCGCAUGAAGCGUCUGGAGCCCAAGACGCCGACUAUGGAAAUGGUGCGCGACAGCGAGGACGUGUGGUAA
Messenger RNA from Verticillium alfalfae VaMs.102, 1413 nucleotides. RefSeq lists its product as hypothetical. The transcript is spliced from 2 exons. The coding region runs from base 1 to 1413 and encodes 470 amino acids. NCBI's taxonomy places the organism in Eukaryota, Fungi, Ascomycota, Sordariomycetes, Glomerellales, Plectosphaerellaceae. The record is from RefSeq and is a predicted model, not a curated record.